This is a messenger RNA of Pristis pectinata (smalltooth sawfish), 6122 nucleotides long. It is a transcript of the gene sh2b3, whose product is annotated as SH2B adaptor protein 3. The transcript has 8 exons. The record is from RefSeq and is a predicted model, not a curated record. Gene Ontology annotation, biological process: intracellular signal transduction. The coding region runs from base 435 to 2216 and encodes 593 amino acids. Gene Ontology annotation, molecular function: transmembrane receptor protein tyrosine kinase adaptor activity. NCBI's taxonomy places the organism in Eukaryota, Metazoa, Chordata, Chondrichthyes, Rhinopristiformes, Pristidae. Gene Ontology annotation, cellular component: plasma membrane.
CUGGGAUAGCAGUCGCAUCGCGCCCGUUGCCGACUGGCUCCCUGAAAUGUUUUGAAGUGUGGGUUGAAGUUCUAAACAAAAUGUUGCCACGGGAGCUGUGCUGACCGGCCGUAGUGUCGGUACCGUCCCAAUAAACGCGUGCUGAGGCUGGUUACUGUGACUCACGCGUUUCGCGGCUGUAGAGACCACAUGGUGGUGUCAGAAGUUUGGAGCUCGGCUCGCCGCCGCUACUGCCUCCGUACUCCGGGAGAGAUCAAGGGUCGGGGAGGGCUUGUACCACGGGGGAGUCACUGCCUUAUUUUAAAAGCCAUGCUCGCCAGCAUCGCAUGGAUGGUGCUCUGCAAAACACGGAUUUCCCACUGCUGAGGCUGCAAAAGUAGACCGGGUUUGUCAAAGGCAUUGGUCAGCAUAAUUCAGCAGUGCCAGAUGUUGCAAUGAAUGGCGACACUGUAGAACAAGGGUCUCUGACGCAGCCACGUAGCUGGAAAGAGUUCUGUGAGCUACAUGCCCAUGCUGCUGCCAGGGAACUUGCCAGGCAGUAUUUGCUGUUUGCAAAUGAAAAUCCAAAUCACGACAUACAAGGGGCUGAAAAAUUUUCUUCAUAUUUUACCGAUCUUUUUCAGCAGUACUUCAGGAAUGAGGUAAAGGAGGGAUUUGUUAUGAACAGGUGUAGUGUUGUGCCCUUUACAGGAGUACAGGAUUACAGGGAAACGGGCAGGAAGAAUCCUGAUGGCUCUUCUGGUCUGGUUUUACCCAAGAUGGAAGCUGAGGUGAACAGUGCUGAGGCAUCAGAAAGGGGUUCUGACACGCACCUUCAGUUUUCGUCAAAAGCUCGAAGCUCUGAAGAUGUUUCAAUCUCUGCAUGCCCUUCGCUUGAACGACCAAAAGCAUUGACGCAGUUUACUAGGACUGUGGGGGGCAGUAUAAGGGGUCUGUUCCGGAGAAAAUCAGCAGACUCUACAGUGAUUGAAAGAAAAGGAGGAGCUUCUGCAGUAGCCAACUCACCUGAAAAAGAAUGGUUGAAAAACCUGACUCAUAAAUUCACUCGUUCAAGAACUCCAUCUAAAGAAGAGGUCCAUGACAUCCGCAAGGAAGAUAUAUUAAAUUAUAUGGUGGUGGAUGACGUAAGCAUGGACGUGGGGACACGAUGGCAAAAAUGUAGGCUGCUUGUGCGAAGGGCAAAGUCCUGCGAGGGUGACGAAUACAUCUUGGAGUUGUUUGAUCCACCAAAGUGUUCCAAGCCGAAGCACAGUACUCCUUGUUCUGCAAUUACAGAGAUAAGAACAUGCACACAACUUGAGAUGCCAGAUAAUGUAAACACAUUUGUACUAAAGAUCCUGCAGAUCCAGGUCAAAAGUUACUUGGAAGUAAUUUUUGAGGCUGUCAAUGAUCAGCAGUUGAAUCUAUGGACAACAAAUAUCAGAGAAUGCAUAAAUCCAUGGUCAGAGAGAACUGAUGUGGAGCUGCUCCCUACUCCUCGCCCUAGCAUUGUGCAGACAGGCACUGUUGAUGGUACCACAGAUUCGAUUCACCAGGGAGCUGCACAUCACUGCGCAUCAGAACAGCCCUACCACAAGACUGACCAGCUCUUUUCAUCAUACGCCUGGUUUCAUGGUCCAAUCUCUCGAUUUAAAGCAGCUCAGCUGGUACAGAUUCCAGGAACUGAGGGUCAUGGGGUCUUUCUUGUGCGGCAGAGUGAAACACAGCGGGGAGAAUAUGUCCUCACUUUCAACUAUAGAGGAAGAGCAAAGCACCUACGACUGCUUGUGACAGAAACUGGGAAGUGCUUCGUCCAACACUUCCGUUUCCCAUCUGUCACAGAAAUGCUGAACUAUUUUGGAACGUUUGCAAUCCCCUUGGAGUGUGGCACAACCUGCGAAGUCAAACUGUCCAGCUAUGUGGUGGCAAUUCCUUCACAGCAAGGAUCCUUUUCACCAAGCAGUGCAUUGGUGUUGCCAUUUUCCGUCCAUCGCUCAAACUCAGAACCCAACCUUGCCCACUUGGGUCCUUCCAGCUGCAAUGUAUCAGAAACUCCUCAAGCUGGACCAGAACAGGUGUUUCACACAGUGCCCCCUUCCGAGGAAUCUUUCGGUGGCCUGCGACGCAGUGGUUCAGUAGUUGUGCCAACUAGGCACCAGCGAGACUCAGACUAUGACAUGGAAUCAGCUGCCAGGGGUCAUUCACGGGCCAUUGACAAUCAGUACAUGUUCCUUUGAACAGGUCUGGUAGACACAUUUGAUAAAUCAACACUGAAAAUGGUUUUCUCUGAAAACAUGAAUGUAUUUUUCUGUUUCAGGGUGGAACACAAGGCAAAGGUGAGGAACCUUCAGACCAAAACCUUGUUUACUCUGAAAUGUAUUCUUUCUAUUAGGCCUGUUGAAGGGUCUGUUUACAGCAUUAAUUUUUGUAGCUUUGCUCUUAAUUUUUUCUUAACAUAUGUUUUAACUGUGUCCCCACUGGACAUCAAAAUGAUUGUCUUGUACAAUUUGUACAUAUGUAUUGAAUAAAAAGUUUAAAGUACUUCUUUAUAUAAUGUUAUUUCCAUUAACCAAACUUAAAUGUAGUAAAGUUGCUUUAUGAUUUAACAAUACAAGCACUUGCAGCAUUUAAAGGCUAAUUUGCAGGAAUUCUGUUGAGUUUACAUGUUCUAGUUAAAUGUCUGUAAUUAAGAACGCCUUACUUGCCUGUACUUUUGCAAAAGCUUAACUGACAGUUCAGGAUUGUAAACACUAAGGUGAUGUAAUUUCUGGAAUGUUUAGCAUAUUACAGGUGGAACUUGGCUUCUUGGUUCCCUAUUAUGGCUACUGCAAAAUUCACAAUGAGCGGUUGGGUACAUAGCUUUGGUUAUAUUUAAUGAUACCCAGAAAGUCAGGGAUGUUGUUGAAGGGUAAAAGCAAAUUGGUGUCUCUUUAAGGCACAGUAUAAAGAAUAGUGGAUUUAUUUAUGUUGACUUGCAGAUAAGUUAAAUGCAAAUACUGGGGUAGCAUUAAUGGGAAGAGAAUAAAGUCUAAGUUGAUGACCUUUACAAAAAAUUAUUAGGCUUUCUUUUGUAUGGAGAGGUCAGUUAAGAAUUUGUAGACGUUCUGGAUCUGAUAUACUGGGUGAGAAAGUUUGGCUUGCAAGUUUGGGGAAAGGGGGCAGUUAAUCAUAAUCGUUCCUUCAAAAAUAUUAGUUUUUAAAAAAUGUUUAGUUUGCUACAUUAACAAUGCUUUCUGAUUGUUUUAAGCUUCAUGUUAUCCUGCUGGAGUUCUUCAGAAAGUGCAGAAUCAGGACAAAAAAAAGUCAUGUCCUGGGCCAGAAGACUAGUACAUUUGUAAAGAGUAAUAAAAGGCAGAUUUGUUCUAGUGACAAGGAAAUGUAACAAUAUCUCCUGUGUGGGAUGUCACAAAAGCCAAUGUAACAUAACACAAUCUCCACCUGUCAAGACUUUGCUGUUCUUGAAGUGUGCAGAAAACAUCACUGGGACAAUCCCCCUUAGCCUGCCUAUGAGGUUCAAGUUAUCCAUACUCUUAACUGGAACAGCAACUUGGUCCCCAAAAUUAGCCAUGCACAGUACAGCAUCUUAUAGCUGGCCAUCAGCAUUGGUUUGUCAAGUUGUACAGGCAGGGCUAUUCUUUUGACACUUCUAAUAGGACAUCUUGACAUUUGCAACAUUUUUAAACAAACCAAAACAGUGAGUAAAUUUUACAGUUAUGCAAUCUGUCUGAACCAUUGCCUUCUCAGUGCCUGUCUCUCCAUAAAAAUAGAUGGAGUCGCACCUUCAAUGUCAGGAUUUCCCAGUCCAAAUCCUGGGAAGCUGCAACUUUGCUACUGGACUCUUAAUGGAGUCCAGCAGUGGAAUGUAAUUGAACAGUCAGGAACUAUGGCCUCUAGUUUGAGACCUCGGCUGGGGAAACAUCCUCUCACCAUCCAUCCUGUUAAUUUCUCUCAGAAUUUUGUUUUAAUAAGUUCAUCUCUCAAUCUUCUACACUCCAAUGAAUAUAGGGUUAAUCAGCUAAACCCUCCUAAUGUUAACCCCUUCAUUCCAGGAAUUAACAUGGUGAACUUCUCCAGACAGCCUCUAAUGCAAAUACAUCCAUAAAUAUGGAGAGAAAACUGCAUGGUCUCAACAGCACCCUGCAAAGUAGCAUCAACAUUUCCUCCUUUGUUUUGGAUUGUUAGUCUGGCCCUCCCUACAAAAACUGCACUUGUCACCAAUCUAAAUCUUCAGCAUAAUGAUGGUGUGUAUCUGUUGGUUUGUUUUUAGAAAAAGGAUAAGCAGUUCAUAAAUUGUAACAUUUGUAUGAAGCCAUCUCAAGCUUACAAGCAAAAAUUUAUUCCUAACCCAGGUGAUAUUUCAAGAUAAAAAUCUUAACCAGUAUUUCCUUAUUAAAUUUCAAUCAUGCUUUUGAUUUCAGUCAAAAAUACUAUCUGUAUAUUUCUGUUGCUAGUAGGUAAAGACCACUAGUUGAAAACUAAGAUUUCAAAUGCCAUAAAUGUUGAAAUCGAUAAAAUAAUAAUGUUGCAACCAAUCUUAUGAGAUAACUGAAAGCAUGCAAUUUAAAGAUGUAUACUUGCAUUUAGAAUUGGCAAUUAGAGUGUUUUCAAAAUAUUCACAUUGCACAUUUAAAUUAGUGAUAAUUAGGUAUUAUAUGGUGGAAGUAAUCUAUUUGAACUAUUGUUCAAUAGAUCUUUGUUAGAAUGGCUUAAAUGUAUGUAGGAGAGAAAACAUUGUUCAAACUCCUUUCCUGGAAGAAUGUAUUGAUAUUUUGCGAAGGUGAGCCACAACAGUCUUUCAACAUUACCAAAACUCUAUUAUUGUUCUGGGGUUUGCAGUCAGCAGUAGUGGAACUCAACAGUCACUUAUGCAGCCUGCUAAACUUCAUAUAAUUCCUUCCAUCAGUUUUACUUAAUUCCUCUGCAAAUUCUGGCCCACCUUAAAGUUCUGAAUAUUUCAGGCUUUUCAUUGCACAAAUUAUCCAGCAACUUGUUGGGAGGAAGAUGCACUAUAAAUAACCACCGAUUUUAUUGGGUAAUUUGCACUUUGACCAUUAAACUUGCAUUUAAUUAGUAAGAUUAACUAACAAUAACUGCAAUUCAAAUGGCAAUCAGCUUCUCUGCAUCAGAUAAUGCAGUCUCAUUCCAUCGUGAGAUCUGCACUUAUGAACCAGAGAUCAGUUCAAAUGUCACAAGAGUACUUUGCCAUCCAAGCUCAACUAAUUAAACAAAUUCUGGAAUAAAAAAAACUAGUAUCAACAUUAAUCAUCAUGAAAGUACCUGACUGCUUGGAAGUAGUUAAUUGCCAGGCUCAAUCAAAGGAUGUUGGCUUUGGCAGCACUGCCCACAUCUCAUGAAUAAACAAAACAUUGAUAAGAUAAAAAUCUAUGACAAAAAGGUGUUCCACUCAAAAAAAACAAGCUUUACUUGCCUUUGAUGCUCCAGUAAGAGUUGUAGGACUUUGAAACUCCUGCUGUAGAAUUUUAGUAGUUCAGGAAACACUAUUUUGUUAUAAAAGGUGUCUUUUGUAUGAACUGUGCCUUCUGUUUCAAAGUACUAGAUGCUCUUGCAUUUCCAAUCAUUACACCAAUGAAGUCCCAGUCUAAUUUGAAUUUCAGUGAACUGCAGAUUUGGUUUUCUAAGCAUAGAAAUUGUGCACUGAUAUGAUACACUACAGGUAUCUGUGAUAGUCUUAAAUAUUCGAUGUAGAGAAUGCAUUUAUACAGCAAGCCUUAAAUGAAAUUUGGUAGUCAAAUGGUUAUUUGAAUAUAAAAAUUGUAUAAUUUUAGUUGUAAUUUAUCAUUCGAUUACAAAUGUUACUAGCAUGGAAAAAAGUGUGAUAGAACACCAAGUUUAAAAAUUAAAAUUUAUCAAUUCAACACCAAAUUUCCUUUAGUGGCUUCUGCAUACAAUUGAGAAGUGUCCUUGGUCUUUAUUGAAGCUAGAGGAUUACAUCAGGAAAAUGCAUGUUCAAGGUUCUUCUAUCCAGAUUGUUUGCUCUCUAGAUUAAAUUUAUAUGGAGCAGUCAUUGUAUAGAAAUGCUCAUCUCGAUUACCAUGCAGUGUUAACAAAUGUUCAGAUUAUUUUACAUCUGAUGACUGCUAUGCUGUACCUUUUGUCAAUUAAUAAAACUAUGUCCAAAUGUA